AAUUCUGGUGAUUUUUAUUUAAGGAAACAAUGAAGAACAUUUAUGAUUAAUUUAUGGUUAGUUUAAUAAAAAGCUUAUUAUAUAUUUAUAUGGACCAACAUAUUUUUCUAAAGAUUCUAAGAAUGAUUGUGGUGAUGACACGUGGUUACAAAAUAUGUUGUAAUGUUUCUCUUUUAAUAUAUAGGGGAUUGGAGAUUUGGAAGUUAUGGGUCAUGUAGUCCAGAGAAGGGUUCAUUAAUCACAAUAUAAUUAAGCUAUUUAACUCAUAUUAAUUUUUGUCUAAUCGCGUAGCUCAGUACGUCAAUUGACAAUAUAGAAGCCGUGGGUGGUACGGACCACGUUGGGUUUCUUUGCAGCAUUGUAAAAUUGACCUGUAUAGUCCAUAUAACACGUGGAACACAAAUGAAUAAAGAAAGAAAAUGUAUAUCUCCAACUUUUGCAAGAUUCGGAGUUUUCAUGCAAGACAAGUAAGAACUAUAUUUCCACAAUAAUCAUAUUAAUUGCUGAAGAGAAACAUUAUACGAGGCACUCAUAAUACUUUUGUCGGUAACAUUACACGAAAUGGUGGAAUCGUACGAACCAAUUAUGCGUACCAAAAUGACAAUCUUGCACUAUAUAAGCUACAUCCCUACUAAAAAAGAAAUAAACUUUACCCCAAAUUCAAAGAAAAACGGUUCUCCCUUUUAUUUCACUAAAGUUGAAUAGUUACUACAUUUUGCAAAGUUACUACCUAUUUCGCAAAAUAUCAAUCAAAACAAGUCUGACAAUAUAAAACUAACAAUGCAAAACACGAAAUGAAUGGAUUGGUAUAAAUAAGAUCACAUAACACCAAAUACAUUAUAAAUAAUCACAACUCAAACUAUAAAAUCUCACCUUUUCUUUUACUUAUUUCAUUAUCAAACAUAAGAAGAACAAACAAACAAACAAACAAACAAAAAGGAAACACAAUGGUGAACUUGGUAGAAUCACCAAAACCAAUACUGUACGGCCUCAUGAAAUUAGCGGGCGUUAUUCCAUACACCGUAGAGAUCGAACCAGGGACAAAGAUAAACUUCUGGAUCCCCAAAGAAACCCUUAAAAAAACCAACAAAUCCAACAAAAACUCUGACGUGAAACCCAAGAAACCUACUAAACCAGCCAUUUUGUUCAUCCACGGCUUUGCAGCUGAAGGGAUCGUGACGUGGCAAUUCCAGGUCGGAUCACUAGCCAAAAAAUACUCAAUCUAUAUACCGGACCUCCUCUUCUUCGGUGGUUCCUAUUCAGAUAAACCGGACAGGUCACCCGCCUUUCAAGCCCACUGUUUGGUCAAAUCUCUUCGUAUCCUUGGAGUGGAUGAGUUUGUCCUUGUAGGGUUUAGUUACGGUGGAAUGGUGGCUUUCAAGAUCGUAGAAGAGUACCCUGAGAUGGUUAGAGCCAUGGUGGUGUCAGGUUCGGUACUCGCGAUGACUGAUACGAUCAGUGAGUCGAAUUUGAACCGUAUAGGGUUUAAGUCAUCAGCGGAUCUUCUGUUACCAACUUCGGUUAUCGGACUCAAGACUCUUUUUGCCCUUUCUGUUCAUAGACCCAUGUGGUUCCCGAACCGUCUCUUCAAGGAUUACCUUGAGGUGAUGGAUACCAAUAGGAAAGAAAAAGCAGAAUUGUUAGAAGGUUUGGUCACCAGCAGGAACGAAGAUGUGACCAUCCCUCGUUUACAACAGAAAAUUCAUCUCUUGUGGGGCGAAAGUGAUAAACUUUUUAAUCUUGAAAUGGCCAAGAACAUGAAGGAGCAACUAGGCGAAAAUGCAACAAUGGACAGUAUAAAAAAAGCAGGUCACUUGGCACAUUUGGAGAGACCUUGUGUAUAUAAUAAACGUCUCAAAAAGUUUCUUACUGCAGUUUACUCCGGAAACUAAAAUGGAUGUAAUUGAAUGACGCAUUAUCCUCCUCGACAUCAAAUUUGUGCUAUUUUCUUUGUUUUAUUUAUUCUUCCUAUUUCAAAAAUAAUGUAAUCAUAUUGAAAUGGUAUACGUAAUCAUAUUGUUUCUAUGA
This is a messenger RNA of Brassica rapa (field mustard), 2028 nucleotides long. RefSeq names its product putative 2-succinyl-6-hydroxy-2,4-cyclohexadiene-1-carboxylate synthase. The record is from RefSeq and is a predicted model, not a curated record. NCBI's taxonomy places the organism in Eukaryota, Viridiplantae, Streptophyta, Magnoliopsida, Brassicales, Brassicaceae.